Messenger RNA from Drechmeria coniospora, 285 nucleotides. Its product is annotated as 60S ribosomal protein L37. Gene Ontology annotation, molecular function: RNA binding; structural constituent of ribosome. Gene Ontology annotation, biological process: translation. Lineage: Eukaryota; Fungi; Ascomycota; Sordariomycetes; Hypocreales; Ophiocordycipitaceae. Gene Ontology annotation, cellular component: cytosolic large ribosomal subunit; ribosome. The transcript is spliced from 4 exons. The coding region runs from base 1 to 285 and encodes 94 amino acids. The record is from RefSeq and is a predicted model, not a curated record.
AUGACGAAGGGUACCUCCAGCUUCGGUAAACGUCACAACAAGACGCACACCCUGUGCCGACGAUGCGGUCGUCGCUCGCUGCACAUCCAGAAGCAUGAGUGCUCCUCUUGCGGCUACCCUGCUGCCAAGACCCGAAAGUACAACUGGGGCGAGAAGGCCAAGCGGAGAAAGACUGUCGGUACCGGUCGCAUGCGCUACCUCAAGGACGUUUCUCGACGAUUCAAGAACGGCUUCCAGACCGGCCAGCCCAAGGGCGCCCGUGGCACGACCAAGCAAGAGUCCUAG